AUGUCGGUGGCCUUCGCGUCCGCCCGGCCGCGGAAAGGGGAGGUCACGCAGCAGACCAUCCAGAAGAUGCUGGAUGAGAACCACCAUCUGAUCCAGUGCAUUCUGGACUACCAGAGCAAGGGCAAGACGGCCGAGUGCGCCCAGUACCAGCAGAUCCUGCACCGGAACCUGGUCUACCUGGCCACAAUCGCGGACUCCAACCAGAACAUGCAGUCCCUGCUCCCCGCCCCGCCGACCCAGAACAUGAACCUGGGCCCCGGAGCGCUGUCCCAGAGCGGCUCCAGCCAGAGCCUGCACUCCCAGGGCAGCCUCAGCGAUGCCCUUGGCACGGGCCUGCCUCCGUCCUCCCUCAUGCAGGGCCAGAUUGGCAACGGUCCAAACCACGUGUCCAUGCAGCAGACGGCCCAAAGCACGCUGCCCACCACCUCCAUGAGUAUGUCCGGUAGCGGCCACGGCUCGGGGCCCGGCUACAGCCACUCAGGACCCACCUCACAGAGCGUGCCCCUGCAGGGCCAGGGUGCCAUCGGCAACUACGUGUCACGGGCCAACAUCAACAUGCAGUCCAACCCAGUGUCCAUGAUGCACCAGCAGGCAGCCUCGUCCCACUACAACUCGGCCCAGGGCGGCAGUCAGCACUACCAGGGCCAGUCAUCCAUCGCCAUGAUGGGCCAGAGCGGGCAGGGCAGCACCAUGAUGGGCCAGCGGCCCAUGGCGCCCUACCGGCCCUCCCAGCAAGGGUCGUCCCAGCAGUACCUGGGCCAGGAGGAGUACUACGGCGGCGAGCAGUACGGCCAUAGCCAGGCCGCCUCGGAGCCCAUGAGCCAGCAGUACUAUCCCGAUGGACACGGCGACUACGCCUACCAGCAGUCGUCCUACACAGAGCAGAGCUACGACCGGUCCUUCGAGGAGUCCACGCAGCACUACUAUGAGGGCGGAAACUCGCAGUACGGCCAGCAGCCGGCGGGGUACCAGCAGGGCGCAGCCCAGCAGCCGGCGGGGUACCAGCAGCAGUACUCCAACCAGCAGACCUACCCCGGGCAGCAGCAAGGCUACGGGCCGGCCCAGGGAGCUGCCUCGCAGUACUCCGGCUACCAGCAAGGACAAGGCCAGCAGUACGGAAGCUACAGGGCAUCCCAGACGGGCCCGUCCGCCCAGCAGCAGCGGCCUUACGGCUAUGAGCAGGGCCAGUAUGGAAAUUACCAGCAGUAAGGAACGAGCACUCCUGUUAGAGCCUUGCAGUGGCAUGUCCCUCCGGGGAUGGUCGGGCCAGCGGCAGUUCUGAUGAGCUAUGACCUCUCGGUUGCCCUUCCGCCCCGCGCAGCGUCUGCAUGUGGCGCGUGCACAUUUCACGCUGGGUGUGAUGCCGAGCGUGCGCCGCGGGCGAGAGACAGCGCUUUGAUGGUGUGACCUAUCUGGUGCUGUGUAUAGUGUUGUAUGUCCAUACAGUGGAGAGGUUGUCUCCUUUUUGUCUCCCCCUCCUUGAUGUUUCUAGCUAGCUUUAGGGAUCCUUUUGUCAUCAGAGUGCUCUGAGCCCAGGCAUGGGACACAGCUACAAGAUGCCACAGUCCAUGUGUUCACAUAAACGGGCCUCGGGUCUGACUCCUCACACACUUGUCGUAAUGUGGGUUGUAAACUUGUCUCUCACUGGCUACACCACAGCUGGACACACGCCACAGCCCCUGGAUGGCCACCUCUUCCUGUGCCUCGAUUGGGGGGGGCAUCUUCUAUGUUUUGGGUCAGUUUCUGUUACGCAAUGAAAAGGAUAAAUACGCUUUGUUUGGAGAGGCUGCGAACGGUCUUUCCCAGAGCUUACACGCUCACACGCUACCUGUGUCUCUUGCCAAUUGUGUUUAUCCAAAAUGUCCUGUUUUUGUACUAAAAAGUGAAGAGGGAUCAAUGAGUAUAUUCCAAAUAAACAUACAAUUAGCCUAACCCAGGGAAGGAACGAGGGUCGUUCCUGAAGGAAAGACAGGGCAGUUCUCUGAAAUGACCGGCAUUGGCCCUUGUUUCUCCGAUGGUCGUUUCUGGGAUUUGAAUAUUUAAUAUGCCCAAUUCUAAACUGAUAAAAUAUUUAUACCAAACUUCCCAAACAGUUGGCAAGUUGUUUGUUUUAAUAUUAUUUCUUUCAGGACCUACUUGUUCAGAUCUCCAAGCAAGCGUCCUUUUUCUUUUAGAGCUAUCUGAAAUUCAGAUCUUAUUUUUAAAAAGAACCCCACAAAUUUUAUUGUGUUCUUCCUAACGAAAAGGAAGGGUUUUAUAUGGGGAAAUUUGAGUAAAUUUUACAUUCCUAGGACAUUAAAUCCCACUUAAAUUCUAUACAAACGGUAAAGACCGCUCACUUUCAAAAGCAUAGUCAAAGGAAAAACUCAGUAUUUCACUAAUUAGUAAUAGAGACAUUUUGGCAACUUUUACCUGGACAGCAGUACCCACAUGCAUACUUUAAAAACAUCUUUGGAUAAAUGCUGACAUACUUCUAAGAACAACCAAGAAAAUUUAAAGAAAAAACAAAAACAAUUCUUGACAUAUCAGGUCUACUGAAGAUGAUUUUUUGAAUUGGUAAGUUUCAGAAAUGUUUUAAAAGUGUAAAGUAAUUAUUUAUCCAGAGCUGUUGAAUGGUUUACAGUUUACGAGGUAUUUUAUGUUUCUGUUUUGUUUUGUUGCUUGAAUGAAUCCUGACAGUCCACACUGGGAAAUAUGAGGGCAAUUACUGUUCCCAUUUUACAGAUGAAGAACCGAGGCACAGAUUAAAGAUUGCCCCAGAUGAGUACCGGUCCUAUUCUAGGCUAUUUUCCCCUCUUCUGUGGGGACAGAAUCACAGAUGCUGGGAUAGGAGUGUUUAUCUUAGAGGCAUAUGGGUUUUAAAAACUCUUGACACUGGUAAGGGCUUAAAAAUAUGUAUUUAUGUUAAAUCGGUGAACUGAGAGUUCUUAAUUGCUAAAUGACACAGACAUUAGCAAUUUCAUUUAGGGAGGUGUCUUCCUUGCUUUUGUUCUGAUCUUUCUUGGCAGUUUUCAUAGAACUAAUUUGCAAACUCAGUCGGGGACUAAAAUUCCCCAUUGAAAAUGUUAAACAUUCUAGAUAACUGUGAAAGUCGUUUUAUUUUUAUUCCUUGCCAAUCUGCAAAUAUGCCUUUUAUGUGUGUGUGUGGUUUUUUUAAGUGCUGUAUUAAUACUUUUUGAAAGAAAAGGACACUUGAACUUAUCCCAAAACUUCAAUCUGAAAUGUCUUACAUUAAGAAUUUCUUGAAUGUUGUGUAUAUAUUUUAAAAAGCACUUUGUGAAAUAGUUUGUACAUUUAUUUCCUAAUUUAUACAUGAUUUUUGGUAUUAAUAUAUUUAAUGAUUAAUAACAGAAUGUUUAUUUAAUGUGUUGUCCAUUUUUAUGUAAUAUUGUGGGGGAAAAGUGAUGCCAGCAGUUCUUUUUCAUUAAACGUAUUCUAUCUUCUCUUCUGUAAUAUGUUUGCAAAAGCUUAGGCUGAAGUGAGUUGUUUGUGCGGUGUGGUCAAUGGUGCUUUAUUGUUUGUGACUGCUUCCACAGAAGGCCAGGGGACAUGCAAAGGAGACCCGGAUGUCGGCGCUCCUUCUUCCUGUGAUGUCCCUGACCCCCAGCAGGUCGUGGAUUUGAGACAUGCCCACGGUGUCCAGAAGUGCUGACACACUCACAGUGGCUGCAGAGCCUUGCCCCGGUGCGUGGUGGACUGGGACUCGAGCUGCUGAAAGGCCCCCAGUGCUCGAGGCCCCCGGUUCCGCCAGUGUUUGUGCGAGCAGGUGCUCCGAGCGGGGCACCGCUGCUGCUGUCCCCCUUUAGAUUUGUGGAGCUCUUCCUUCAUUCCUAUUAAUUGAACAGGUCAGAUUCGUCUUACUUGUGAGCACAGUACAUUUUCUGGAAAGCAUCCUAUCAGUUCGUUUUUUUCCAGUCAGAGUUUGGCGCCCAUAAAUUGCUUAUGAUUUGGUGUAAUGUAUGAAUAAACUGGUUCUUCAAAACCACCCUAA
Molecule: messenger RNA, 3991 nt
Organism: Enhydra lutris kenyoni (northern sea otter)
Lineage: Eukaryota; Metazoa; Chordata; Mammalia; Carnivora; Mustelidae
Gene: SS18L1
Product: SS18L1, nBAF chromatin remodeling complex subunit
Biological process (GO): positive regulation of transcription by RNA polymerase II; positive regulation of dendrite morphogenesis
Cellular component (GO): nucleus
Molecular function (GO): transcription coactivator activity
Source: RefSeq, a predicted model, not a curated record